Mycetomoellerius zeteki is the source of this 939-nucleotide messenger RNA. Its product is annotated as nucleoplasmin-like protein. Lineage: Eukaryota; Metazoa; Arthropoda; Insecta; Hymenoptera; Formicidae. Gene Ontology annotation, cellular component: cytoplasm; nucleoplasm; nucleolus. The record is from RefSeq and is a predicted model, not a curated record. The transcript has 5 exons. Gene Ontology annotation, biological process: chromatin remodeling. Bases 208 to 741 code for a protein of 177 amino acids. Gene Ontology annotation, molecular function: chromatin binding; RNA binding; histone binding.
UUUACUACGCGCUCGUACGACGACCGGCACGUGCGGCGGCGACCGUUCCCUACUUCCCUCGCGCAGUAACACAGUAACCGUUGCGCGCGCGGCGUUUCGCUCUCACGUUCUACUCCAUCACCGCGCACGACACGCACACGUCCACUGCACCGUCCUCACGGGCACGUUCACGCGUCACGAGAAUCCGUUAAUAGCAGACCGAUCGCCAUGGCAGAGGAAUAUUUAUACGGAAUCACCCUGGAGGGACCGAACGCGAGCGAGGUAUGGGACCCGGAGCACAAGAACGACGACUCGGACGGCGCGGCCCAAGACAUCGGCGCCGAUCAGAAGCUCAUUAUAAAAAUGGCUCUUCUGGGACCGGAGGCUAAACCUGGAGAGCUUAACGUCUUGCAGGUUGAAGCAAUGGGAUUAAAAGGACCCAUCAAAACUCCAAUUGCCUUGUUGGAGAUGGGAAAAACGGCGCAGAUUAUUCUUGAUCUCAGUUUCCCAGAUCCUCCAGUCACGUUCACGUUGGUUAAGGGCAGUGGACCGGUGCAUAUAGUAGGGCACAAUCUUCUUGGUGGCCACAUUGAAGAAUUUGUGGAUAUGGAUGAUGAAGUGGAGGAAGACCUUGAUGAUGAGGAUGAUGAGAAGGAUCCUGAAGAUGAAGACGAUGAAGAUGACGAACCUAAGAAGAAGAAUGCUAAAUUAGCAGCUGCAGCUAAAUACAAAAAUCAGGCUAACAAGAACAAGAAAAAAUAAACAUGAGCCUUAAGAUUAUGAAAAUAAAACAAACUCUUAAGUUAAGAUAUACACAUAAGUCCAUCACUAUCAUCCGCAUUUGUGCGAAUCUAGUAUCAUUUCAUCAGAUUAUCACACGACAAAGCGAUUGCCUUCCACCUUUUUAAAACACAACUGGACCAACAAAGUAAGACAAUUAUAUUACGUGUAAUUUUGAAA